AUGCCCCCGAAGGAGUCCGAGCAGCCCCGCCGAGCUCCGUUUGUCUUCCCUCGAUCGAGGAGGGAGAGAGCGGCCGAAGCUGCUCGUCCCAUUCCUGCACAACCGGUGCGAGCUGCUGCACCUUCGCAGCCCCCUACGCAUGAAGCGACCAGGGCAGAACAGGCGUUACUUGCGAUGAGGAUGUCUAUAGAGAAGACACGGCUGGGAGCUGCGAAGGGGUCCAGCGACCUACAGGAGGAGGUCGCGAAGCUCAAGAAAAGCUUGGAAUCCGCCGAAGCUGAAAGAACAGAAGCGUUCGAUGCGGCGAACAGGUAUCUGAGCCAAAAGGAUACCGCUUUACGAACUGUGGAUUUCCAAAAGACGGAACUCGAUCGACGUGCGGAGGAAGUUAAGGAACUUCAGAGGACAACCGCCAGGCUCUCCAAGGAGGUCGGAGAAAAGGAUCAGGAGAUCCAGGCGACCUUCGCACGGGCUCAGCGAGCUGAACAAGAGAGGGAGGCCUCCGAAGAGGAAAGGCAAGCUCUUGAGGCUGAACUCCAGGAGAGUCGCGAAAGGGUCGCCUCACUGACUGAAGAGAUGCGGAAUCAGUCAGAGGAGAUGGAGGAAAAGGCCGCCGACUGGGCGAUUGGGUGCAUUUAUUCCCUCCGAUCGAGGAACCCAGAUAUGGACAUUUCCGACCUCCCGGAGGGGUGGCAAGCGACCUUACGGAUCAUGGCCGAGGAGGACGAUCUGGAAGCCGUCGCCGCCCAAGGACCCGACCAGGCAGGGGGUUCUGGUUCGAAGGAUCCCCUCGACCAGCCGUAA
Messenger RNA from Pistacia vera, 804 nucleotides. Its product is annotated as protein Ycf2-like. NCBI's taxonomy places the organism in Eukaryota, Viridiplantae, Streptophyta, Magnoliopsida, Sapindales, Anacardiaceae. The record is from RefSeq and is a predicted model, not a curated record. Bases 1 to 804 code for a protein of 267 amino acids. The transcript is spliced from 2 exons.